AACGCGACACACGUACACACAUCGUAUACACACAUGCGAAAAGAGAGCGAGCCACGUAGUAUAAUAUCACACAUGUAUAGGCAGCCUAUGUACGUCUGACUCGGCAGUCGGCGAGCCGCGUGUACUUGGGCUUAACGUGUGAGUGUUAUAGCGGCGGCUUGUAUACCGUUCUCCUAUACUCUUGCGCUACAUUUACGCUUGCUUAUACACGAGUCCAGACACAGUCAUAUGUGUAAGUAGCCGCUGAACGCUCGCCGUAUGCUGGUCUGCUACUCGUUUUUCCCAACGAGUCAAUUGGUUUUCUCAACAGAGUCGAAAUUUUGAGUCAGUAUCACAGAAAAACAUGCUGCAGUUACUUUUGCUCGGUCUGCGAAGUAUGUUCGUCUCAGCGAACGACGCCGAGGACGUCACGGUCGAGGACGCCCCGAAUGCCGAUUUUCCGGGUAUGCCCGGUGGCAAGAUGCCCACCGCCGACGAGCUUUUAAAAAUGCUCGACUCCAUGACUGGACUGUCGGACGAGGAUAAAGAAAACCUCCGCAGAGAUCUGCUGAAGCAAGCAGCUGGUGCUCUGCCAUCUGGCUCUCAAGCCGAAUAUCCUCAAGACGAGGGAUUCGCCAGUCGCGUCGUUACUUCGCUCUUUGCCUCGCAAUUCCUCGUUUUGAUGGUUCUGCUCUCGAUCAUCGCCUUGAUAUUUGUUUUCUUCGGCUACAAGUUGUACAAAAGCUUGUCCGAACGCGAGAAGAAGCGUGAAGAAAAGAAGAAAAACAAGCAAUUGAAAAAGAAAAAGUGAGACCAAGAUUCAAUUUUUUUAUCCAAAAGACUUCUGUGUGUGACAGUACCGAUGCAUUUUAAAACAACGUGUGCAAUGGUGAUUAGUGUACAGUAACGUCAUCCUUUACAUUUAAUUUUUAUGAUAUUUUGUUAUAAAAAUAAAUUAUAUUUAUAAAAAAGUAUCCUGUCUAAUAAUUACCUUGUGAAUAUCAAAUACUCGUGAAAAUAAAAUACAAUUUCAAA
Messenger RNA from Trichogramma pretiosum, 1014 nucleotides. RefSeq lists its product as uncharacterized. The record is from RefSeq and is a predicted model, not a curated record. The transcript is spliced from 3 exons. Lineage: Eukaryota; Metazoa; Arthropoda; Insecta; Hymenoptera; Trichogrammatidae. Bases 344 to 790 code for a protein of 148 amino acids.